Messenger RNA from Physella acuta, 3752 nucleotides. RefSeq lists its product as uncharacterized. Gene Ontology annotation, biological process: double-strand break repair via nonhomologous end joining; interstrand cross-link repair. The record is from RefSeq and is a predicted model, not a curated record. NCBI's taxonomy places the organism in Eukaryota, Metazoa, Mollusca, Gastropoda, Physidae. Gene Ontology annotation, molecular function: damaged DNA binding; 5'-3' DNA exonuclease activity.
UAGUAGUAUUACUUACUUACUCAGUUACUAGACCUAAGAAAAUGGAAGAAGAUGAUGACAUCUGGAAUUACAAAGUUUCUAGUAAAGUUCUGAACAAGGAAAGAAAAAAUAUACGAUUAAUUAAGAAUUCACCACAGUUAGUUGAAAAAAAUGAGCAUGCAUCAAAAACAAAAGUUUCAAAAGGUAAAAUUACUAAAAAAGCAUCUGUAAAAGAAAAGACAAAUAAAUCUGUAACCAGUGCACAAAAUAAUGUCAAACCUGAAGUAAUUGAUGCAGAUUUAUUUGAUGAUGACAGUUUUACAACUGAAAAAAAACCAAGGCCUUUAUCCAAUGAACACAAAGUAUUUAGAGGCUUAUUUAGUCCAAAUAAGCAAGUUAAAAUAGAGUCACCCUCUUCUCGAAAACCUAAACCUACCACCAAAAAAGGUUCAAGUGCUAAAAAGGCUGCCAAACCUAAAGUCAGUUACAGAGCAGUGAAGAAAAAUGUUUCACCAGUCCGCAGUUCAUCUUCGUCUCAAAGUUCUAUUUCAUCCUCUCCUGUAAAAAGUGGUUGCUCUUCUCAAAGCAAUAACAUUCCAAAUUAUUUUAAUUCAGAGGUCAAAACAAAAAAAAGAAAAAGUUCUGAAAAUAUAGAUAAUUUUCUUGAUUUUACUGAUGAAGAGCUCUUAUUUAUAAAAGAAUCAGAAUGCGUGAAUCAAGAUAGAAACAAGAACGCUGAGAUAUCCAACGCUCUAGUGGAUAAAUAUAAGCAUGGGAAUGAUGAGACAGAAAAGAAAGAAAGCAAAUUAGAAAGAAAUAGUUGUGAUACAAAAGCUGAAAUCAUUAAUGAAGUAGAGGGCAAAAGAAAUGAUGAGUCUAGUAAUAUUUACCAGUUACAAGACUCUGAUGCUGAUAGCAGUUCACCCAUUAAACGUGAAAUUCACUCAGCUAGUGAAGUAACAAACAUUGCUAAAGAUAAAUAUAAUGAAAAGAUAAUUCAUGCCAUAGUUGACAGUGAUAAUCCAAAGGCCAUUAACUUGUUUGGAUCAAGUGAAGAAGGUGGAUUUUUCAAUGAAAGUGAGAAUUUAGAUAUGUUUCUUGAUGAACAGACAAAAUCAGAAGAGUCUAAUUCUUCAGUGACCAAACAAUCAGAAUCUUUUUGUGAUAUAGAGCAAGUAAACUCAAGUGAAUCUGUGAUUAGAUCUAAUAAAAGAAGUGACUUCUACUCUGUAGCCUCAGGGUCAUCUUUCGAUGAACCCAACUGCUCAAUGCAGAAUGAUGUAUUUUUAGCAACACACUCACCCCCAGGCAAUCAGGGUACACUGCCUCUUCUGCCAACUAAACAAACUUCAAUUUUUUCAUUCUUCAAGUCAAGUGCACCUGCAAAAUUUGUUUCAAAUUCUCUCCCAAAAAAAAGUGUCUCUCAACUAUUUAAAAAUGUCACAUCUCGGCCCAGUUUAUCACGGGAGAAUUUCAAACAAAGAUCUAGUAAAUCAUUAGUCCAAGAGAAGUGUGAAACGCCUGACUACAAUAAAUCUGCAGAGCCUUUAACUUAUACAGAAGAAAAGGAAACAGGCUUAAACACCAACACUAAAAAGUCAUGUCCUUUCUACAAAAAAAUACCAAAUACAGCUGUAACAGUUGAUGCAUUCCGCUAUGGUGUGAUACCUGGCUGUCAAGCUUACAUUCUCACACAUUUUCAUUACGAUCAUUAUGGAGGGCUCACUAAAAAAUUUGCCCAGCCUAUCUUCUGUAGCCAGGUAACUGGGAAUCUUGUAGAAAGCCGAAUAGGUGUUGAUAAAAAAUGGAUAAAUCGUUUGCCAAUGUGGCAACCCUGUAAAGUGGCUGAUGUAACUUUAACACUUAUGGAAGCCAAUCACUGUCCAGGUGCUGUCAUCAUUUUAUUUGAGCUCAAAGAUGGCAGAAAGAUCCUUCACACAGGGGACUUCAGAGCUAGUACUGAAAUGGAGAACUAUGUCAUGUUAAAAGAUGUUGUAAUAUCAGAACUGUAUCUAGAUACAACGUACUGUGAUCCUUCAUACGCCUUCCCUCCUCAACAUGAGGUGGUCAACUUUGCUGUUACCCUGGUCCUUAAGCAUGUGAAAGAUAACCCAAACACACUGAUAGUGUGUGGAUCCUAUACUAUAGGAAAAGAAAAGAUUUUUAUAGCUAUUGCCAAGAUCCUUGACUCCAAGAUUUGUGUGAUGAGUGACAAGAAAAAAGUUUUAGACUGUCUGAAUGAUGAAGAACUAAAAUCUAGAGUAACAUUAGACUGGUCUAAGGGACAGGUUCAUGUUCUGCCUAUGGGGAAAUUGAACCAGGAGGCAUUGUUUGAACACUAUCGCAAACAUUCUCACUAUUCAUCUGUUCUUGCAUUUCAACCAACUGGAUGGACACACAGUGAGAAGUUGUUAUCGUUAGAAAAUUUGAGGCCAAAAUGGAGUAAGAAUGGUGUCACACUUUAUGGCGUUCCAUACAGUGAACAUAGCAGUUUUCUGGAGUUGAAGCGCUUUGUCCAGUUCAUCAGACCCAAAAAAAUACUCCCAACUGUCAACAAUGGAAAUCCUACAGCUCGCAAAAAAAUGGAAGAUAUUUUCAAGCAAUGGAUGCAAGAAAAGUCUGAAACAGUAGCUCACUUUUCACAACAAACAAAACUUAACAGUUGGGUGAAAUAGUUAAUAUUUCAUGUAAAUUAUGGAUGUUUGUGUUGAUAACAUUGUCAUGUUUCCUUUUAAACAAGUUAUUACCAAUAUUAAUUAAGAUUUGGAUUGUGUUUAUCACUCAAUUCACGCAUUUGAUUACUGGGCAUUGAUAGUUUUUCAAAAUAAUUUUUUUGUAUUUACUCAACUUUUGUCAACCACAUUGUGUUCAGAUUGUUAAUACAUUUUUACUACAAAUUUAUAAAUAAUUAUACUUCUCUCUUCAUACUUUUUACUAUGAAUCUAUGCAUUAUAAAGUUUUUAAUAUUCCUAUUCAUUCUAUACUUGUAUAUUUUUUUGAAGAUUUUUACUGCCAAUAAGCUGGGAGAAAAAAAUUGGAAUGUAUGAGCCCCUUUCUUCUAUGUUCAAUUUUUUCUCAGGGAAGUAUUUAUAUAUAUAUCUGCUACACAACUCUACUUAAUUGGCAUUACAAGUCUUCUACAGGACUUAUUUUGUUAAGUUAUGAGAUUAUUAUAUGAUUUACAAGUUUCAACAAAAAUGUGUCCAAUAUGUUUGUACUAGCUGUUUGAGAACAUGUUUGCAUACUUAUGUUACCCCUUUAUCACUCUCUUGAGGUGAUUGAUUGAAAUUUGCAGGGGGUAUAAAUAUGCCAUUCAUGGAUUAUUGUAGUUAAGGCAAUUAUAGUAUUAAAAAAUUAAGUCUUUUUCCUUUUUUUUUCAGCAAAGUGUUGAUAACCAUAAUAAAAAUGUAAUAUUUUUUUGUAAUUUACAUUUCAGCAUAGAUGUUCACUCAUAACUUUGUUAACCUAUAUACUUUUUCUCUCAGUCACUGAUUGUUAAAUAUAUUUGAAAACUAUAAUUUCAACUGCUAAUGUAAACUAUUAAUUAGUGACAAAACUGAUAAUAAAAAUACUUGGAUGAAGUAAAGCAGGACUUAUUUAAAUUUAUGAAACUGAAAUGUAAAAUAAAUAUCAAAGUAAUAUUUUUUUUUUAAAAACAUGAUUAAAAUAAAACUGCAUUAUAAUUAUUUUUUUUAAGCUCAGUAUAUGAUUUUAAUAUCCCUCAUCAUAAUUGUUGAUCAGUAAUUGUUAAAAAAUUUGAAAGAAUGUAUUUA